Messenger RNA from Pomacea canaliculata, 1838 nucleotides. RefSeq lists its product as uncharacterized. The coding region runs from base 274 to 1317 and encodes 347 amino acids. NCBI's taxonomy places the organism in Eukaryota, Metazoa, Mollusca, Gastropoda, Architaenioglossa, Ampullariidae. The transcript has 5 exons. The record is from RefSeq and is a predicted model, not a curated record.
GUAGUAACAAACAGGCGGCGCGGUGCUGUCUGCUGCAAAUCUGCGGCAGGAUCCAAGCCUGCCUCCCCCCGAGUGGAGGAAUUUUUGGUAGCGUCAAUUGGCAGACAGAGAGAGAGAGCUCAUACACCGUGUCUCUCGUUCUCUCCCUGUACACUCUCGCGACAUCUUGGCUGAUAUACUCACGGCGAAUUGUGUCGGUGUUGAUCACAUGGACUGAGAAGACUUUUUUUGGAAGGAAAAAAAAAACAACUCUUGCUUUCCGUCUGAAACAAAAUGAGAGCCUUAGCCACCUUCUUCACAUUGCUGAGUCUUUCCGGUCUGGAGAGUGCUCGAGGGGAGUGCAUGGACUACGCCCAGACCAUGGAGCAUUGCAUGAAGGACAUGGGCGGCUUCGAGGCUGGUCUUCGCCUCAUUUCUGACAUCAGGAAAUCGAAACAACUUUGCCAGGAAAAGAAGCUGCAGCAGGCAAUGGGAUGCUUGGAGAACGCCUUCAACCAGUGUGUGAUGGAGACCUCGCGAGCCAAGAGCAGCACCCGGAGGGACUUUAUUCUGACAGUGGAUGCUGGCAAGUGGAAGAAGGGAGUGGAGCUGUUGUGCACAAACAUUGAUUACCUGGAGGAACACGAGGGCUGCAUGAACAGGUCCCUGCAGGAGUCCGGUGUGUGUAUUUACCAGCAUCAUAUGAACUUCAUGCUGGAGAAGGCGGAGGCAGACAGGACUUACGUCAACGAUGUACACGAGAACAAGAGGAGGCUGGUGAAGGUGGCAUGCAGUUUAUCCGAUGGCCUGUUGCACUGCCUACAGAAGUCUCUGACCAAGCACUGCUCUCGACAGCCACGCCUCACCUGCCUCAUGCGGGACAUCGUCUUCCAGAUCAUGCCACAGCAAUGCCGUCGAUUCCUUCACCAGGGUCAGGACCCUUGCUCCACCAUCGGGUCAGGAGCUGAUAAUAGGAACAACGACAACAACAACAAUGACGGACUCGAGGAAGAUGAAGGUUUCGACGAGGAGGACGAGGAAGAGGACGACGGUAACAGCGGCUACAGCACCGCCACGCGGCAGCCCGCUCAGAGCAAGGUGGACGAGCAGCACGAGCAGGAUCCCAGCAUGCGUGUCAAGGUCCAGACGAUGGACGGGCAAGAUGGCGGAAGAGACUGGUCAACCGUUGAAGAGUCGGAGGAAGAAAAAGAGCUUCCUGUCCAGGGAAGCUACUCCAGAGACAAUUCAAGUGCUGGCAUGCAUCGCACAGCCGUUGUCAUGGUUUUCAUGGUCACCUUUUGUGCUCUUCUUUCUUCUCGUGGGCUUGUCUCUUUUUAAACAAACAAAAUUCUAAAGUUUGAAAAUCAAGGUUUGAUUAUAUAACUUGACUAGCUGGUUGUAAAUAAGAAUCAUUAUAAAAUGUUAUGUGGUUUUUCUUUACAAGGAUUCCUCUCACUUGUCAAAGUCAACAAGAUGGUUUUUUUGAGUGCUCGUGUAGAGUCUCCAGAACUUUCUGGUUUCUUUCUUCCACGUAGUUCAUCGGGGAACCCUCCGUUACAGGGAUUUAAAGCUGCCAUUCAUGAGUGGGUGAAUUAUUUUGCUGUACAUAUUUAUUUGUUUGAAUGAGGACGGAUCAAUACCAAAGAAUACAUGACAGCAGGCCAUUCAGUGUAUAAAUAACUAAGGGGAGAUUAUGUGAUAUGAAGGAAUACAGUAAGGGGAGAGAAACUUAAAUAUCAAAUCCGGUUAUAGAUUAAAAAUAGAUUAAAAGGACAGAUUUGAAGAAAGAAAACACAGUUGAGAAGAAUAUCAGAAAGAAAGAAAUAAUAAAUAUAUAAACACAGACUGGAAGAAAUGGG